Molecule: messenger RNA, 498 nt
Organism: Belonocnema kinseyi
Lineage: Eukaryota; Metazoa; Arthropoda; Insecta; Hymenoptera; Cynipidae
Exons: 3
Coding region: 1-477 (158 amino acids)
Source: RefSeq, a predicted model, not a curated record
AUGGAGUUCUUACUCCUCGUCGUGAUAGCAGUUUCUAUCGGUCUCUCAGAAGCUGAAGGAAUUGCGAAAUACGAGGGACCCUUCGCAUAUAUGGUAAAAGAAAAAUUUGGUUUAACUCUGUUAGAAUUGAAGGAUAGAUGUGACGCCAAAGACAAAUCUUUGUGGAAAGAAGUGUCAGAAGCUCGGAAACUUAAUGAAGAACUCGGAGAAGGUUUAGUAACUGAUAUAGCGAAUAGAGCAGCAAAACAUCCUAAUCCCACUGCCGAGGUAUACGAAGAUCUCAUUGAAGAUCGCUGUCUCACAAAUACUGUUAUCGUAAAUGUAAAACAUUUCAACACCUACAAAAUCUUACAAUGCUUGAGCCACAAUGAAUUUCCGGAUGAAUCUCAAAAUCAAGAAAUGUUGAUAAAGUCUAUUUCUAGAACUUGUGCCGAAGUUAAGCUACUAGCUAUGGAAAGAAAUGGACGGGAAUCUUAGUAAAAUGAGUGGCAACAGUAG